Cyphellophora europaea CBS 101466 is the source of this 828-nucleotide messenger RNA. RefSeq lists its product as uncharacterized. NCBI's taxonomy places the organism in Eukaryota, Fungi, Ascomycota, Eurotiomycetes, Chaetothyriales, Cyphellophoraceae. Bases 1 to 828 code for a protein of 275 amino acids. The transcript has a single exon. The record is from RefSeq and is a predicted model, not a curated record.
AUGAUUAUCCCAUACGCAGUUACCAGCCUGGUUCUUGCCCUCCUCGCCGUCGCCCAGCCCCUCAGCACCACCACUCCUCCACCCCCUGAUUGCGACCACCUUAUCCGCCCCUCCCUCUCUGCGACCUUUGACUGGUCUUCACCGGCCGCCUUAUCCCUAGCACAAUGCCUCCAAUCUCUCCGCCUGCCCCACCCUAACCCUUCAACCUGUCUCUUCUACACCGCGCAUUCCAAAGUCGACGCCAUUCGUUACGCCCUCGAGUUCGACCGCACCACCGUCUACGAUGUCUUUCAGCCGCAGUACUUCAACCGCAGCGCGCAGCCCGCCAAAACUUGGGACGCGCUCGGCCACAUGCGUGACCUGUUUAAAGUGACGAGCAAAGCGUACGCCAUGAGCUGCUCCGGCACCGCGAACCUCGUGCUGCCGGACGGUGUCAAGGAUGACGACGUCUGCCGCGAGAGCAUUUGGGUCACGGACGAGUACGAAGUUAUCAGGGCGGGCGACAGUGGGGUGGUGCUACCCAUCUGGCGUGUGACCUGGCGGCGGGAUGCAGGGGGGGUCUGGAAGUGGUUCGUGGAUAUCUUGAAGGCCGCGAAGGUGGAGGCGGUGGGGAAGACGUUCAAGAAGAGAAGUGAUGUGAUUGCGAACAAUGCAGAGAGCCAUUGGUGGGAUGCUGGCGCACAGAGAACGCUGAUGCCACCGAACGAGGUGAAGGCAAGUGUGAAUGACAAGUUGGAGCAGUUGAGGCAGCAAUGGGGAUGGAAUGGUCUUGAGGAAGGACAUACAGAAGAUCUGUGGGCAAUCAAGAGUGGGAUGUGCGGUCGAUGA